This is a messenger RNA of Striga asiatica, 657 nucleotides long. Lineage: Eukaryota; Viridiplantae; Streptophyta; Magnoliopsida; Lamiales; Orobanchaceae. The record is from the annotation of a GenBank genome assembly.
AUGAGAUCAACUGCGACUCUUCACUCCCAACGAGAGGCGACACCUUCACUCCCAACGAGAAGCUGUGGUCACUUGAACACCACCGUGGACGACGUCCCUCCGACAGCCAGGACCAUUAACCCCGAAGGCCGUGCUGUGAGAGCCCUCAAACAGAUGAUGCUGUUACUCGUGCGGUCUCCGAAAGAGCUCGGCCUUGCAACUGUUGGCGGAUGUUUUCCCGUGUUUGUUGACACCACCGAGGCUUGUCAGAGUGCCACUUGGGACACCGGCUUAUCUGCAUUUGCUCCAGACAGUCCGAGCAAGCUUGCUAACCUGAGAAUCAAGAAUGCGAAUUUAAGACCUGGAAUUUAUCUAGAAGAGAACAAGUUGUUUUAUUCUCGAUCGUACCAAAUGAAUAACAUGUUUACUGAUAUCCCGAGGGACAUGGUCGACUACUUUACUGCGGCUCUGGAACUCAAACGUAACAAGAUUGUCGGCACACAGCUUGAUCUCCUGCACCCCUCUGCACUCCUCGAUGUUGAGAUGCUCCAGUCGAAGAGGCCCAAACAAGCCGACAGGAUGAGGUCUAGUGCCCCGUCGAGUAGAGUAACUUUACUCAACCUCAUAUUCCGGAGGGACAUAUUAGUAUGCAAUUUGGGCAAGCACGGCCAGGUGUAG